AUGGAUUCCCGGGCCGACGACAAGAUGGUGUGUGACACCCCAACGGACCGCUCCGUCGUCGCGUCCGAAGACAAGCCCGAGUGGGAUACCGAACAAGAGCAGAAGGCUAAGAGGAAAGUCGACCUCACCGUCCUCCCGCUCCUUGUCCUGGGCCUGCUCAUGUUCCAGCUUGACCGCAUGAACCUCGCCAGCGCCCUCACCGCCGGGUUUGCAAAGGACAUCGAUGUCAGCCAGGAUACCAUCAACCUCGGGAACCAGCUCAUGUUCAUGGGCACCGUCGUGCUGGAGAUUCCGUGCAACCUGCUUCUGCAAUGGUUCGGGCCCCGGAAAUGGAUCUCCCUCCAGGUUCUCCUCUUCGGCCUCGUCGGCACCCUCCAAGUCCUCGUCAAGAACCGCGCCGGCUUCCUCGCCGUCCGCCUCAUGCUCGGCCUCACCGAGGCGGGCUACAUCCCAGGGUCCAUUUACACCCUCUCGACCUGGUACACUAAGCGCGAGCUGGCGAAGCGCAUCGCCGUCUUCAUGUUUGGGCAGUUUGGCGGCAACGCCCUGAGCCCCCUGGUCGCGUCGGGAAUCCUGAAGCUGGCGGGCAAGGGAGGGUUGGCGGGGUGGCAGUGGCUUUUCUUGAAUGCAGUCGAGGGCCUCGUGACGCUCGUCGUGGCGCUAAUGCUCAUCUUUCUCCUCCCAGGGUCCCCCGACAUGCCGAAGCCGCUGGCAAGCGCGGGCAUCGUCCGCUUCACGGCUGACCAACAAGAAAUACUCCAGAAGAGGAUGGAAGUUGACGAAUCCGGAAGCAGGCGCGGCGCUCGCGGCAUCGAGAUCCCCUGGGCUCUUGUCUGGAAGACUGUCAAGCAUUACAAGCGGUGGCCGCACUACGUGUCCACCUUCUGCGUCUUUUCGACAUGGUCGCCAUUGACGACCUACACCCCCUCGAUCAUCAUGGCCCUUGGCUUCGACCGAACCAGCGCAAACGCCCUCGCCGCGGUGGGCGCCUCCCUCGCCAUGGCUGUCGUCUUCGCAUUCGCUACGCUGAGCGACCGGACAAACAAGAGGGGAGCGACAGUCAUACUGGGACAUAUCUGCUACCUGACCAUCUUGGUGGUGACUCGAAGCCUCCAUCCGCACGUAGGAAAGUGGUCGAGAUGGGGGCUGUGGACAAUGAUCAACGCCUUUGCCGUCUGCUACCAUCCAGCACACAACACCUGGCUGCAGGUCAACUGCCGUGACCCUGGCGAGCGAAGUAUUGAAAUCGCGUGA
Messenger RNA from Colletotrichum graminicola M1.001, 1254 nucleotides. RefSeq names its product major facilitator superfamily transporter. The record is from RefSeq and is a predicted model, not a curated record. Gene Ontology annotation, cellular component: membrane. Bases 1 to 1254 code for a protein of 417 amino acids. Gene Ontology annotation, molecular function: transmembrane transporter activity. NCBI's taxonomy places the organism in Eukaryota, Fungi, Ascomycota, Sordariomycetes, Glomerellales, Glomerellaceae. Gene Ontology annotation, biological process: transmembrane transport. The transcript is spliced from 4 exons.